GUGACGUGCCGUGUUGUCACGCGAGCGCCACAGCGGACGCGCCGGGUUUGUGGUCUAGGGUACCGCCAUGGCUCCGGGCGUGCGGCUCCCGCCGGAGAUCCAGUUAGCGCAGCGCCUGGCGGGUAACGAGCAGGUGACGCGGGACCGCGCGGUGCGGAAGCUGCGAAAGUACAUCACCGCCAGGACGCAGCAGGCCGCAGGUGGUUUCACUCAUGACGAGCUGCUGAAGAUAUGGAAAGGACUGUUUUACUGCAUGUGGAUGCAGGAUAAGCCUCUCCUGCAGGAAGAACUAGGAAGGACCAUUUCCCAGCUCACCCAUGCUUUUCAGACCACAGAGGCACAGCACCUGUUUCUGCGGGCCUUCUGGCAGACCAUGAUCCGUGAGUGGGUGGGCAUCGACAGACUGCGCCUGGACAAGUUCUACAUGCUCAUGCGGAUGGUCCUGAGUGAGUCAUUGAAAGCCCUGAAGACCCAAGGAUGGGAAGAAAGACAGGUUGAACAGCUGCUGGAGCUGCUGACCACUGAGAUAUUGAACCCCGACAGCCAGGCCCCCAAUGGGGUGAAGAGCCACUUCCUUGAGAUCUUCCUGGAGGAGCUGACCAAAGUGGGGGCUGCAGAGCUCACCGCAGACCAGAACCUACAGUUCAUCAACCCCUUCUGCCAGAUUGCGGCUCACACUGAAGAUUCCCUGGUUUUGCACAGUAUCACUCGGAACAUCUUUGAGACGAUUGUGGAACAGGCUCCCUUAGCCAUCGAAGACCUAAUGAAUGAGCUGGACGCACAGAAUGGGGAAGAGGACGUGUCAGAUGGUGACGAGGAGUCUUCAGAGGGUGAGCAGGAACAAGACAGCGCACGUAGGAGGCCGCCUGCAGGCUCCAUGCAUGGGACUGACCCUGAGGCAGAUGGGGAACAGGUGCAGGAUGAUGAGGAUAGCGCUGGCCCUGUCCUUCAGUUUGAUUACGAAGCGGUUGCAAACAGAUUGUUUGAGCUUGCCAGUGGACAGAGCACGCCUUCUCAAAACAGGAAGCGCCUCUACAAAGUGAUCCGAAAGUUGCAGGGACUGGCUGGAGGCACGUUCCCGGAGGAUGAUGUCCCUGAAAAAGCCUACAAGAAGCUGCUAGAAGGGAGACGGGAGCCAAAGAAAAAAAAGAAGAAGAAGAAACGUUUGCUCAAAUUGCAGCCACAGAAUGAGAGAGGGGGAGGUGAGGCGGAAACCUCAAGUCCAGACCCAAACCCAGGGAUUGAGAAGAGGAGCAGGAGGAGGCCCAAGAGGGCUGGCCAGAGACGAGUUCCCAAGAAGAGGAAGCCUCUGCCUGGAGCUAGAGCAGAGGGGACUGGUGUGCAGUAGUCUGGAAGAAGAAACAGCCAUUGCAGGAUGGGAAGUGAAGUGCCCAGCCCCAGCCUCCUGUUGGCACCUGGUUGAGCGGGACAGGUCACCUGGGCGUGCCUCCAAGAUCCGUGGCUCCUUCUGUAGGGGAUGAGCAGGAAGCUGAGCAAAGGAGGCGAUGGUUAGGUGCCAGUCUGAGAAUCACUCCUUCCUCAGGGCCAGCCUGUGUACCAGAAAUACAAAUCCUCCUGUGAUGGCCCCUCUGAGGAACUAGAGAAGUCCAGCAUGGGUCCUGGAGUCUGUCCCUGACCCAACCCCUCAAAGUGAGGAAAGCCAAGCCAAACACCUGCCUGUGUGUGGUCACUGUGGCUCCCACCCUGAGUGUCUGUAAAAUAAAGCGCACCUUUAUAGAGCACUGCCACUGCAUCGCCAUCUGUGGGCUGGGACAGGUGCCGCUUCACAUGUACACACAAGCAUGUGCACGUGCCACUGUGUGUACCACAGCAUGUGUGGAGGUCAGAGAACAACUUGGGGGAGUCAGUGCCCCUCUACUGUGUGGGUUCUGGAGAGUGAACUCAGGUUGGCAGCCUUUACCCAUGGAGCCCUAUCUGCUUUGGGUGGCAGGGGGCUUGUGUACCUUGUAUCUGAGAUGAAGCCUUGCCAAGGAGCCACCAUAGCCUUCCUGGUGGCUGUCUGGGUAGGCUCCUCACUCCUGCCUCAUGACUUGUGCUGCUGUGGGUUUUCUGGAGGCUCCUGUGACUGAGAGGCCUCACCAUCACUGGCUCCAUCUGGGGCAUUCUGUGCCUGUGUGGCCACAGUAUGUGCUGAGACCCCAGCAGGGCCCAGGUACACUGGACUCAGCUCUCAUUCUGAAGAGGCUGACAUGGAGCUGGGUCUCCACCUUGAGCCAGCGCUGGGGCCAUCACCAUUGCUGAGGACUGGGGUUCACACGAGAGGCCAUGGGAGGGAGGAUUGCAAAGCCUUCGCCUGAUGGGGUAGUUCCCUUCCUCAGGUGACCUAAGCUUGUCCAUCAGAGCUGCAGCUGGCCAGAGUACAGCUGAGGACAGCAUCAGGCAUCACAGCUCACUGUCCACGCAGGAGGAACUGCUGCUCUUGGGCGUUCACGGUACGGGGACGCUCUGGAACUGGAGUUUCUUUGGUUUUCUCAUCAGCCUCUCUGAAAGGAAAUGUGCGUCAACCCUGCACAGAUGCUACUGAGCAGAAAUGAGGACUCAUCAGUCAGGAGCCACAGUGAGCCCUCUAGAGCCAAGCAGUUAGUGCAGAGACUGCCCUGCUCAGCAUUGUGGGCCUCCCAGACAGAUGCAGAAUGGAACCCAGGGCUCAGCCUUUGAGCAGGAACUGCUGAGUCACACGCCCAGCCACCUACUGUGUCCUGUGUGGACACUGUUAGGGAUGGACUCCUGGGAUUGGAACUG
Nannospalax galili (Upper Galilee mountains blind mole rat) is the source of this 2763-nucleotide messenger RNA. RefSeq names its product ribosomal RNA processing 1 (gene Rrp1). Gene Ontology annotation, biological process: rRNA processing. NCBI's taxonomy places the organism in Eukaryota, Metazoa, Chordata, Mammalia, Rodentia, Spalacidae. The record is from RefSeq and is a predicted model, not a curated record. Gene Ontology annotation, cellular component: preribosome, large subunit precursor; preribosome, small subunit precursor; nucleus. The transcript is spliced from 13 exons. Bases 68 to 1348 code for a protein of 426 amino acids.